AAAAAAAAAAUCCAAAGUAAAACUUCAUUUUCUCCCUCUUUCUUUCAAUACCCAGAAAUCAAGAUUCUUCACUAAGAGGGAGUUGGGUGAUAAAGACAAACACCCAUCUCAAAAAAAAAAUCUCAUCUUUCAAUUUGUACACUUGUCUUUUUCCAACCCCAUAUCUUGUUUAUAUCUGUUUAUCACCUGGUUUGUUUAGAUUCUUUUGUCAAUCUUUAAGUUCCCAUAAAAGGAGAGAUCUUUUUUAUCUUUUUGUUUUUCUUUCCUAUUUGAUGGUUUAAGUUUAGUUUUAUUAGUUCUAAGUAGUAAUCCAAGUAGUAACUUGUUAUGAUUCAGGUUAAUCUGUUAACCAAGUUAGAGUUGGAGUCAUAAAGGUGAGAUCUUGGUGGAAAAAAAAUCCAUGAUUUUGGGUUUUCAAGAAGGAUAAGGAAGAUGAGGAUCGGGGAAUCUUAGUAGCUUAGUUGGUUGGCUUAAAGGGUUCGAUUCCUCAGGUUGUAAUCCCCUUACCCUACCCCAAAAUAAGGAAGAUGAGGGAAGAAGAUUCAAAUUGGUUUGCUAAGUGGGAAGAAGAAUUGCCUAAACCAGAAGAGUUAAUGUCUUUAUCUCAAACCCUUAUUACUCCGGAUCUUGCGAUAGCUUUUGAUAUUCCAAACCCCACAAGCCCAAAUCCUCAGAGCAAACAGCAGCAGACUCCUCAUGUUCAAUCUUCUCAGCCUAAUUCAUCAGCUGAAUUUGAAUCAACUGAGCUGAAUGGGGGAGGAGGUGGAGAUGAACCAGCUAGGACAUUGAAAAGGCCACGCCUUGUGUGGACACCACAGCUACAUAAGAGGUUUGUGGAUGCAGUUGCUCAUUUGGGGAUCAAGAAUGCUGUCCCUAAGACUAUAAUGCAACUGAUGAGUGUAGAUGGAUUAACACGCGAAAAUGUUGCUAGUCAUUUGCAAAAGUAUAGGCUUUAUUUGAAACGUAUGCAAGGUCUUUCUAACAGUGGAAGUGGUGGGAGCAAUGCUCAGUCUUUAUCAGGGGCAGGUGUUGAUCCAGCAAUGGAUAAUUUGUUUGCUAGUUCACCUGUUCCGGCACAUUUUCUGCAUCCGGGGAGGGGUAACUCUGACCAUUUCAUGCCGUUUGUGCCAGUGACACCGAUGCAGCAUCACCAUCAUAUGGGAGUGGUUGUUGGACACCAUCCACAAGUUCAACAGCAGUAUAGGCAAUUUGGGUCACCGGCGAAUGGACAUUUUGAGCAUCCUUUUCUGUCUAGGCAAUCACAGCAGCAAGUUCAGAGAAUGGGGACAUCAGUGCAUAAUGGUAGUCCUGUGGUAUCAUCUUAUGUGGAGGAUGUGGAUUCAGCCACCGCCGUCAAUGGGAGGAAGGUCCUUACUCUGUUUCCAACAGGGGAAGAUUGAUAUCAGGGUAACUGUUGAUUUUUAGCCUUCUAUAAAUCCUGUUAAUUUGACUUCUAUGUAUUCUAGAAUUUGAGUUGAAUAACAUUUGCGCUUUGUGUUA
Messenger RNA from Solanum verrucosum, 1500 nucleotides. Its product is annotated as transcription factor MYBC1-like. NCBI's taxonomy places the organism in Eukaryota, Viridiplantae, Streptophyta, Magnoliopsida, Solanales, Solanaceae. Gene Ontology annotation, cellular component: nucleus. Gene Ontology annotation, biological process: regulation of DNA-templated transcription. The record is from RefSeq and is a predicted model, not a curated record. Gene Ontology annotation, molecular function: DNA-binding transcription factor activity; DNA binding. The transcript has a single exon. The coding region runs from base 528 to 1400 and encodes 290 amino acids.